Molecule: messenger RNA, 5497 nt
Organism: Loxodonta africana (African savanna elephant)
Lineage: Eukaryota; Metazoa; Chordata; Mammalia; Proboscidea; Elephantidae
Gene: ZSWIM4
Product: zinc finger SWIM-type containing 4
Exons: 14
Coding region: 113-3421 (1102 amino acids)
Cellular component (GO): Cul2-RING ubiquitin ligase complex
Molecular function (GO): zinc ion binding
Source: RefSeq, a predicted model, not a curated record
GCGGCCGAGAGCAGAGGCAGGACUGCAGGGCGGCCAGAGGGCGCGGGAGCCGGCAGAUCAAAGCAGGUACUGGACCGACCCCUGGCAGCGCCGCCCCGGCCCCGGCCGGCCGAUGGACCCCCCCGCGGCCAAGCGGAGCCGGGGCAGCCUCGCUGGACCAGAGGAGCGCGAUUCCCGGACCGGGGCCGCGCGAGGCCGGGGCCGGCCCGAGGCGCUGCUGGACCUCAGCGCCAAGCGAGUGGCCGAGAGCUGGGCCUUCGAGCAGGUUGAAGAGAGGUUCUCCCGGGUGCCAGAGCCAGUCCAAAAGCGCAUCGUGUUCUGGUCGUUUCCACGCAGUGAGCGUGAGAUAUGCAUGUACUCAUCACUGGGCUACCAGCCCCUGGAGGGUGAGCACGAUGCCCGGGUGCCCUUCACCCGCGGGCUGCACCUGCUGCAGAGCGGGGCCGUGGACCGUGUGCUGCAAGUGGGGUUCCACCUGAGUGGGAAUGUGCGGGAGCCGGGGGGCCCUGGUGAGCCCGAGCGUCUCUACCACAUCUCCAUCAGCUUUGAUCGCUGCAAGAUCACGUCCGUGAGCUGCGGCUGUGACAACCGCGACCUCUUCUACUGCUCCCACGUGGUGGCCCUGUCACUGUACCGCAUUCGGCAUGCCCGCCAGGUGGAGCUUCGGCUGCCCAUCUCUGAGACACUCUCCCAGAUGAACCGGGACCAGCUGCAGAAGUUCGUGCAGUACCUCAUCAGUGCCCACCACACUGAGGUGCUGCCCACUGCCCAGCGCUUGGCCGAUGAGAUACUCCUGUUGGGCUCUGAGAUCAACCUGGUGCAUGGUGCCCCAGACCCCACAGCAGGUGCAGGCAUCGAGGACGCCAACUGCUGGCACCUGGAUGAGGAGCAGAUCCAGGAGCAGGUGAAGCAGCUGCUGUCCAAUGGCGGCUACUAUGGUGCCAGCCAGCAGCUGCGCUCCAUGUUCAGCAAGGUGCGGGAAAUGCUGCGAAUGCGGGACUCCAAUGGGGCGCGCAUGCUGAUCCUCAUGACAGAGCAGUUCCUGCAGGACCCACACCUGGCACUGUGGCGGCAGCAAGGCGCAGGCAUGACUGACAAGUGCCGGCAGCUGUGGGACGAGCUGGGGGCCCUGUGGGUUUGUGUUGUCCUGAGCCCCCACUGCAAGCCUGAGGAGCGGGCUGGCUGGCUGCAGCUGCUGUGCAAGUGGGACAAACUGGAGGUGUGCCCCCUGGAAGAGGGCAACUAUGCCUUCGACAGCCCCAGCCUGCAACCCACUGCGGCCCCCAGCUCAGGCCCAGAGGUGGCAGCAGCAGGUUCCCGCCACACAGUGUUCAGCCGAGCCCUGCAGGCUGGGGAGCUGCACUGGAACGACGCCCACCUACAGAGGAUCCUGGCCAGUGACUCCUACAGCCCCAGCCUCAAAAGCAACGUAGGCUGUGACAACCUGACCUUCGACCCCCAGGGCCAUCCACUCUGGCUGGGAGAGCCCUUCCCCACAGCCUGUGCCCGCGUGGACACCCUACGUGCCCAUGGAUACCCUCGUCAGGCCCUGCGGCUGGCAGGAGCCAUUGUCAACACACUGCGGCUACAACGUCGGCAUCAGCUUGAGAGCUACAAACAACAGAAAAAAGAGCUGCUCCAGAAAGGCUCCACCUGCAUCACCAACACAGAAGGAUGGGUGGGCCACCCCUUGGACCCUAUUGGCUGCCUCUGCAGGGCACUCCUGGAGGCCUGUCGCCUAGAGGAAGAGACCCUCUCUCUUUACCCAGACGAAGGCCCUGAGAAGCAAAAGGUGGCCUACCAGCACGUGCCCGUGCCCGGGAGCCCCGGCGAGUCCUACUUCGCUCUGGCGCUAGAGGUGGCGCUGCUGGGCUUGGGACAGCAGAGAGCCCUGCCAGAGGGGCUGUAUGCCCAGGACAAGGUGGUGCGCAACGAGGAGCAACUGCUGGCCCUGCUGGAGCAGGUAGAGCUGGACGAGCGACUGGUGCAGGUGCUGCGCAAGCAGGCAGGGCUGCUGCUGGAAGGGGGUCCCUUCAGCGGCUUUGGAGAGGUGCUGUUCCGGGAGAGCGUGCCCAUGCACACCUGUGCCCGAUACCUGUUCACCGCACUGCUGCCCCACGACCCCGACCUGGCCUACCGCCUGGCGCUCCGAGCCAUGAGGCUGCCUGUACUGGAAUCAGCCUUUCCAGCUGGAGAACCUCACCCCAACCCAAUGGAGUCCAUCAUGAGCAACCGCUUCCCCCGCUGGUUCAUCCUGGGCCACCUAGAGACCCGCCAGUGUGAGCUUGCCUCCGCCAUGCUGAUGGCCGCCAAGGGAGACCCCAAGUGGCUACACACAGUGCUGGGUUCCGUCCAGCAGAACAUACACUCACCAGCCCUGCUCUUCAAGCUGGCGCAGGACGCCUGCAAGACAGCUGCCCCAGCCAGCGCGCCGCCGGACACCACACUGCUGGGCAUUGCGCUGGAGCUAGGCCUGCAGGUGAUGCGGAUGACCCUAAACACUAUGACCUGGCGUCGUAGGGAGAUGGUGCGCUGGCUGGUCACCUGUGCCACGGAGAUAGGCCCACAAGCCCUGAUGAAUAUCAUGCAAAACUGGUACUCUUUAUUCACACCAGUGGAGGCAGCCACGAUUGUGGCAGUGACGGGCACCGCUCAUGCCACACUAUUGCGGCUGCAACUGGAUGGGCCACGACGUGAGGAGCUCUGGGCCUGCGCCCGCACCCUGGCCUUGCAGUGCGCCAUGAAGGACCCGCAGAACUGUGCUUUGCCUGCUCUCACCCUGUGUGAGAAGAACCAUGCCGCCUUCGAGGCCGCCUAUCAAAUCGUGUUGGACGCAGCGGCCGGCGGCCUGGGCCACGCCCACCUUUUCACCUUGGCACGCUACAUGGAGCACCGUGGCCUGCCGCUGCGAGCCUACAAGCUGGCGACACUGGCCCUGGCGCAGCUCAGCAUCGCCUUCAACCAGGACAGCCACCCGGCGGUCAACGACGUGCUCUGGGCCUGUUCCCUUAGCCAUUCUUUGGGCCGCCACGAGCUCUCUGCCAUCGUGCCGCUCAUCAUCCGCAGCGUCCACUGCGCCCCCAUGCUCUCUGACAUCCUGCGCCGCUGGACCCUCUCAGCCCCUGGCCUGGGCCCCCUGGGAGCCCGCCGAUCUUCCAAGCCCCUGGGCGCCGACCGGGCGCCCCUCUGCCAGCUCCUGGAGGCCGCAGUGGCGGCCUACAUCACCACCAGCCACUCACGCCUCACACACAUCAGCCCACGGCACUACGGCGACUUCAUUGAGUUCCUGGGCAAGGCCCGUGAGACUUUCCUGCUGGCACCUGAUGGGCACCUUCAGUUCUCCCAGUUCUUGGAGAAUAUCAAACAGACCUACAAGGGCAAAAAGAAGCUCAUGCUUUUGGUGCGGGAGCGUUUCGGCUGAGGGGCCAGGGGAGGUCCCCCUUUGCCCCUGCCCUCCUGGCACUGCUCCCCACAGGGGGCUUCAGCAAUCUAGGCCCAGGUGGCAUUUCAGUAUUAAGUCAGGGAAGGAGCCAGGUUGGGGCAAGGUGGUCUUGCUUGGCACCCACCCCAAACCCAGCUGGAGACCGGGGUUAAGGAGGUGGCAUCCUACCACCUGUGUGCCUAGGAGUAUGCAAGAUGUGAGAAUCAGAAGCCACAGCCACCACCCGUAGGCCUGGAGGGGGGUGUAUGCUUGGGCUGCUGGUAUGAUCCCCACUUGGGCAUCCCAAAAGCAAUAGGCAAGUUCCCCUUCCUGGACUUGCAGGCCUGACUUGGGCUCCAGGGGGGCUAGGAGGCAGGACUUUCCAGGGACAGCCUUCAAAAGCUAUGUAGCAGAACCCCCUACACCCUACCCUGAGGUGACAGGAGCUCACCUUAGGGCAUCCAGAAUCCCCUUGUGCACCCUCCUGUCACUGCCUCAGGGCCCAUCCCACCUCCUGGACCUGCUCCCAGGCUGCCCAGUGGGGACCAUGCCUCCUCCCCAGUGAAGGAUUUUAAGAGGCCUCUGGUCUCAGCCACAUACCUCAGACCCCUCUUCCAGCGGGACCCCUGUUCCCUUCAGCAUCAGGGUCUCAGGGCGGGCUGGAGUCAUCGCUACCCCUCCCACCACCUGUUAGUCACUGGACACACAACUCAGGAACACAAGUGAGGCUAACACUGUCCCCCAAACUGCAAGAGCCAGGAACUGGGCCGCCUUAUUAAUGGCUGUCCAUCUGGCUCUCUCCCCCCUGUCUCCUGCCUCACCCCUUCAGCUUACUCUCCCUCUCCACAUUUCAUAGUUGCCUUUCUAUUUGUGUCUCUAAGUCCUAGCUGCUGUCGCUUUUCGGCCUUCCUUUCCACUCCCUCGGCCUGAGGAGGAGGAGAGAACGUCCCACCCCCAGUCAGCCCCUCUACCUCUUCUUCUCUUGUAUAUUAAGGACAAAGGAUCACACCGUUUUGUAAUUUUUUUCCUAUUUAUUGAACCUUAUAUUGCAUUUCCUUUUUUUCUUUUUUAAAGAAUAAUCACAGUUUUUACUUUUUAAUUUUAUUUUGGGGUUGGGGUGCAUCCGCCUGGGCCAGAACUCCCUGUUCCGUUCCCUCCUCAGGAAAUCUCUGGCCUCCUUUCUGGGCACAGCUUCAAGCAACGGGUGGAAUGAGAGCGACUGCUGGUUUUAUCCAACGGCCAAAAUGGCAAACGCGUAUAAGCGAUUUCCUUGUGUCGUUAAUUGUUACAGCAACUCUGUGAGGUUUAGUAUUUCCAUUUUACAGAUGGGAAAAUCGAGGCUCAAAAGUUUCCAAAAAGGGCACUCAGCCAGGAAGAGGUGGAACUAGACUUAUUACCAGGCUGCCCGCCCAGGUUGCGUGGCCCCUGCACCGCUGGGAAUGGCCACUCGGGGGUGCCCUGGCUCCAGACACACGCCAUUGGUGGUGUGGUCUGCAAGUUGCGGAGCAAGCGAGCUGCUUCAGGUACUAGGUGCAUAACCGCCCAGGAUUCGGGUGACUCAUGCAGCCCCAGGGACAGGUCGUUUCACCACAGUGCGCAUUAAUGGAGGGCUGAACGGGCGAGGGAGCUGGGUUGUUGCAGAACAGCCUCAACAGGCAGCUGGGUCGGAGGUCUGGAAAACACCCUGCGCAAAGUCCGGAGCAACCGGCCUGGACUAGGCCAUGGUGGGCGGGGCUCCGGCUGCGACGGGAAGAGGGGUGGGCGUGGUCAAGACAGCGGCGCUAGGCGGAGGGCGUGGUCAGCGCGGGUCGGCGGGUCGGGGGCGCCGGCACGGCGGCGAACCCUCCCGGCCCUCAAAUAGGAUGAGAGGUCUGGGGGACGGCCGGAACGUCUUUGGUUGCUUUCCUUCCCUGACUCCCCGAGAAGCAGCUCCCUCGGGACCUUUCUGCUGACGGACAAAUAGGGGUACUCGUGGCAGAGGCCUGAGUCUGGGUCACAGUCAGCGCCGGGGGCAGGCGAGGACAGAGGCUCCCGGGGGGCGGGGCUUAGAGUGGGGCUGGGCAGGGCCUGCCGACA